Racocetra persica is the source of this 181-nucleotide messenger RNA. The record is from the annotation of a GenBank genome assembly. Lineage: Eukaryota; Fungi; Glomeromycota; Glomeromycetes; Diversisporales; Gigasporaceae.
ACUCAACGAAAUCUAUGAAAUCAAAACUAACAAGAAACCAAUGAUACCAACAAGUCUAGUUCAGCUACAGGAAGCACUUGAAAAUAUCACAGACGAAAUUUACAUUAACAUACCACAAAUCUCAGACUACAUACUAGAACUCCCUCCUCUUCCAGAACCAACUUGGGACAUCUUUGUAUAA